AGCGGAUAGCACAGAUGCAGAUCACGGCUCUGUCCUAAAGCCUGCCGAGGCGCCUAUCUAGACAGCAUCUGUCGGGGAUAACUGCGCUUUUGAUUGAUUAAACGCAGGCUCACGCGUUUGGGGUGCUGUGAAUGCUGCUGUCUGUGUAGGCCACGAGGAUUGAGACACGGACACACUGUUUGAGUCUCGUCAGCAUGUUUAACCCUCACCAGCAUCACCAGCAGCAGCAGCAGCAGCAGCAGUUUCAUCAGCAUCUGCGGCAGCUUCAGCAGCUGUUUCAGCAGCAGACGCCUCCUCCUCCUCCUCCUCCACCGCAGCCUCCGCCCGCCCGUCACAUCACACACACACGGCCCAUGGCUUCUGCUUCUGCUCGUAUGGUCAACCUGUGCUCAGCCACGCAGGCCAUCAUCGCUCCCAACCCCAUGCUGCAGGGGGCGCUGCUCAUGCAGCAGAUGCAGGCGGGCGGCAUGCGUGGCUUUGCGAUGGGAGGCCAGCAGUUUCCUCAGUUCUUCACUGCGGGCUCCAGAGCGUCUCUUCUGGGGCCCGUUCCGAUGGGAGUCGCCAUCAAAACCCCGCACAUGGGAUUCCCGCGGCACUUCAAGCCUCACACGCGCUAUUUCACCAACGAGUUUCAGGCUCGUCAGCCGGACAGAAAGAGGGAAAACGAGCAGAGAUCUGCGGGAAGCAGCGACGGCCAAUCAGAAGCCAGCAGCAGCAGCAGAGCAGAUCCGGGAUGUCAGGAGUCUUCAGAGCAGCCCGACGAACCAGCGGCCAAAAAACACAAAACGCAAGAGUCAGAGGAGCCUGUGGAGACAGAAUCGGCUCUAAGUGCUGAGUUUAAGAGCCCAGAUCCUGCAGAGCUCUCUCUGCAGGAGGGAGGCAGCGUGAACGGAGCGCUGGAUGCUGAAGCGGAUGAACCGAGUCAAGCGGCAGAGCAGGUUGAACGCACAGAAGCUCCAGAUAAAGACGUCGAGCAGCAGAUCAGCGACGGUCCAGACGCCGCCGCAGGCUCCGAUUCGGUCCCUGAGAUCAAGGAGACCACAGACACUCCUGAGGAGCGCAGAGACGCAGCAGCAGAGACCUCCAACAAGUUCUUCUGCUAUAUUUGCAACAUCACUUGCCAUAACCAGCAAAGUUUCCAGAGCCAUAUGAACGGACUGACGCACCAGCAGAAGAUGAUGGAGAUCCAGCACAUGAGCAACGCGUGUCUCGUCACGCUGCUGCCGCGAGUUCAGGAGUCCCUGGAAGGAGCUCGCAGAGACAGUGAGAAGAGACCGGGUCUGCAGAGAUGGUGCUCCACCUGCCAGACGCACUUCACCACCAACGUCAUGGAGCAUCGCAGAACCACGGAGCACAAGCGCUGUAUCCGCUCGUCCAGCUCCAGCUGCUCCGUCUGUAAGCUGCACUUCAGGACACACAGAGAGUUUGUGGAGCACAUGCAGUCGACGGAGCACAAGCAGCGAGUCGAGCAGCUGUGGAAGGAGUCGGAUCAGAUGAACGCUGACGUGUUUCUGGGUGAAGAGGACGGCGAGUGCAGCGACGACGAGAGAGAGGAAGAGGAGAACGGGAAGGAGGGUUUGUCUGCGCAGAUGGAGGUCACACUCGAGGAUCUGACCGAAGACGAGCAGUUCGACUCGGACACAGAGUACGGCUCGAGUUUUGUGGUGCCUGUGGCUGGUUUUCUCUGCCGUCUCUGUAAUCAGUUCUAUCACUUUGAGUCUUCGGCUCGACACACACACUGCAAGACGCUCACACACUUCCAGAAGCUCAAGGUAAGAUGA
Molecule: messenger RNA, 1781 nt
Organism: Sinocyclocheilus grahami
Lineage: Eukaryota; Metazoa; Chordata; Actinopteri; Cypriniformes; Cyprinidae
Gene: ciz1a
Product: cdkn1a interacting zinc finger protein 1a
Exons: 15
Coding region: 195-1781 (528 amino acids)
Cellular component (GO): nucleus
Molecular function (GO): nucleic acid binding; zinc ion binding
Source: RefSeq, a predicted model, not a curated record